AUGGAGUUAGCUUCGCAGAAUGAUGAAAGAGCUACCGCAAUAGAAAAUGCGCUACGAUACGAGAUCAAGAGCGAUAACGAUAUCGGGAAGCUCAGCUUAUCGCAGUUUCCCGACGAGUUAAUCCUCGAAAUCCUAUCCUAUCUAGACGUCAAUGACUUGUUAGUUGCUUCACGACUAUCUCAUCAUCUCCGAACCCUUUGCCUCGAUCCCCUUCUCCAUGCACAGCGUCUUCAUGAUGCAUCCCACGCCCUGUCUCGCCGUCUUUCCCAUCGAGCUCCUCUUACGGAUCUCAUGAGUCAACGAAUAUACAUUACCCGGACUUCACUUGCUGCCCGAAGUCUGGGGAGGAAUCUUAUCAAGAUAAAACUGAAUAGGCAGCUGGGGCGAAGACCUUCUAUCGAGACGUUGGUGGAGAAAAACGUAUUGCCGAAAGAAUGUUAUGGAUACGGGAAAGGGAAAGUAGCACCGGGGCUCGUCGGGAUCAAGAGAAAGGUGGAGAGGGAAAGGGUAAAAGAUGGACUGAGGGCGUGGGUGGAGGGAUGGAGGGGGAGGGUGGGAGAAAAAGAGAGAGAGAUUGAAGGGACGAGGGAAGGGAAGGUGGAAGUAAGGUGGUUGGUUAGAAGGUUCGCUGGGAGGGAUGUAGAUAGGGGUGAGGGCGCUGCAGGGAGAGGGACGUGGGGUAAGAAGGUUGAGCGGAGGGAAAUUCCAGCGAGGGCGAAGGUUCUGGGGCUGAGGAGAUUUUGGGAGAAGGUUGGGAAAGAAGGUUUGGAAACUAAUGGGAAUGGUUUGGGUAAUAACUGA
Messenger RNA from Botrytis byssoidea, 801 nucleotides. RefSeq lists its product as uncharacterized. Lineage: Eukaryota; Fungi; Ascomycota; Leotiomycetes; Helotiales; Sclerotiniaceae. The coding region runs from base 1 to 801 and encodes 266 amino acids. The record is from RefSeq and is a predicted model, not a curated record. The transcript is spliced from 2 exons. Gene Ontology annotation, molecular function: protein binding.